This is a messenger RNA of Sus scrofa (pig), 4835 nucleotides long. It is a transcript of the gene PPP3CA, whose product is annotated as protein phosphatase 3 catalytic subunit alpha. Gene Ontology annotation, molecular function: calmodulin-dependent protein phosphatase activity. Gene Ontology annotation, biological process: calcineurin-mediated signaling. The record is from RefSeq and is a predicted model, not a curated record. Lineage: Eukaryota; Metazoa; Chordata; Mammalia; Artiodactyla; Suidae.
AGGCUGCUGGGGCGAUAGAGGCGGGGGCCGGGAGGAGGAAGGGGAGGAGGCGGGAGCGGUGGCGGCGGCGGCGGAGGAGGCGGCAGCGGUGGAGGGUAGGUUGCGCCCCGGACUGUGUCUGCCGAGCUCCACGGCUGUGCCUGUGUGAGUGGAGGAGCGGCGCUGGGAGGCAGAGGCGGGCACGGGCGAGCACGGCGGCGGGACGUCUCUGGCGGCCGCGGAUCAGCGGCAGCGGUCGGUGUGGGGAAGCAGCGGCAGUAACAGCGGCAGCAGCAGCAGCGGCGUCCGCCUCUCAGCCGCCGGGGACGCUGAGGCGCGGCUGGUGGCAUUGACAUCGGCGGCCCUGCCUCUCUCUCUCGCCCCCGGCCCUCCCCAUGUGAUCGGUCUUAAUCCCGGCAGUGUGCGCGCGUGGGGAUCCAUUCCGCUGUGCCUGAUCUCCGUGCCAGGGUGGGUGCUCGUGUGUGCGCUUCCCCUCCCCAUCCCCCUUCCCCCAAGAAUAAAAGAAGAACCGAGAGGCGUGCUUUGAAAAUAAAUAAAUAACCACCACACACGCGCAGCCCGGAGCAGAGUCGGAGGGGCUGGCGGCGGUGGAGGAGGAGUGAAGGCGGCGGCGGCGGAGGAGGAGGGACGCGCGGAGAAGGCAGUAACUUUAAAGCCAGCUCAGAGCCCAGACCUCCAGCCAAGCGGUUUGCAGCGCGGCGGCGGCGGCGGCGUUGAGUGUUGGCCCGCCAGUCCGGUCGGGGUGUGCAGUAGGACGGACGAGCAGCGCGUCGCUGUCCCCCGGCGGCUGGAGAUGUCCGAGCCCAAGGCAAUUGAUCCCAAGUUGUCGACGACCGACAGGGUGGUGAAAGCUGUCCCAUUUCCUCCAAGUCACCGGCUUACGGCCAAAGAAGUGUUUGAUAACGAUGGGAAACCUCGUGUGGAUAUCUUAAAGGCACAUCUCAUGAAGGAGGGAAGGCUGGAAGAGAAUGUUGCAUUGAGAAUAAUAACAGAGGGGGCUUCAAUUCUUCGACAGGAAAAGAAUUUGCUGGAUAUUGAUGCACCAGUCACAGUUUGUGGGGACAUCCAUGGACAAUUCUUUGACUUGAUGAAACUCUUUGAAGUGGGGGGAUCUCCUGCCAACACUCGCUACCUCUUCUUAGGGGACUAUGUUGACAGAGGGUACUUCAGUAUCGAAUGUGUGCUGUACUUGUGGGCUUUGAAAAUUCUUUACCCCAAAACACUGUUUUUACUUCGUGGAAAUCAUGAAUGUAGACAUCUAACAGAGUAUUUCACAUUUAAACAAGAAUGUAAAAUUAAGUAUUCAGAACACGUAUAUGAUGCCUGCAUGGAUGCCUUUGACUGCCUCCCACUGGCUGCCCUGAUGAACCAGCAGUUCCUGUGUGUCCACGGUGGUUUGUCUCCAGAGAUUAACACUUUAGAUGAUAUCAGAAAAUUAGACCGAUUCAAGGAACCACCUGCUUAUGGACCUAUGUGUGACAUCCUGUGGUCAGACCCCCUGGAGGAUUUUGGAAAUGAGAAGACUCAGGAACAUUUCACUCACAACACAGUCAGGGGGUGUUCAUACUUCUACAGUUACCCGGCUGUAUGUGAAUUCUUACAGCACAAUAACUUGUUAUCUAUACUCCGAGCCCAUGAAGCCCAAGAUGCAGGGUACCGCAUGUACAGGAAAAGCCAAACAACAGGCUUCCCUUCUCUAAUUACAAUUUUUUCAGCACCAAAUUACUUAGAUGUAUACAAUAACAAAGCUGCAGUAUUGAAAUAUGAGAACAAUGUCAUGAAUAUCAGGCAAUUCAACUGUUCUCCUCAUCCAUACUGGCUUCCAAACUUCAUGGAUGUUUUCACCUGGUCCCUGCCAUUUGUUGGGGAGAAAGUGACUGAGAUGCUGGUGAAUGUCCUCAAUAUUUGCUCAGAUGAUGAACUAGGGUCAGAAGAAGAUGGAUUUGAUGGAGCAACAGCCGCAGCCCGGAAGGAGGUGAUAAGGAACAAGAUUCGGGCGAUCGGCAAGAUGGCCAGAGUGUUCUCGGUUCUCAGAGAAGAGAGUGAGAGUGUGCUGACGCUGAAAGGCCUGACGCCCACAGGCAUGCUCCCCAGCGGAGUGCUUUCUGGAGGGAAGCAAACCCUGCAAAGCGCUACUGUUGAGGCUAUUGAGGCUGAUGAAGCUAUCAAAGGAUUUUCACCACAACAUAAGAUCACUAGCUUCGAGGAGGCCAAGGGCUUAGACCGAAUUAACGAGAGGAUGCCACCUCGCAGAGAUGCCAUGCCCUCCGACGCCAACCUUAACUCCAUCAACAAGGCUCUCGCCUCAGAGACUAACGGCACAGACAGCAAUGGCAGUAAUAGCAGCAAUAUCCAGUGACCACUUCCUGUUCACUUUUUUUUUCUUUUCUUUUUUUUUUUUUUUUUUUUUUUUUUGUUGAGCUGCAGGGCAUGAUGGGGAUGGCUGCAUAUCAGCAGUUGGAUGUUCUUGCCUCUGAUGGUAGCUUACUUGCUCUGGGGCCAGGAGUUGGAUUCAGUUUACACUAUCAUUAAAAAAGAGGGAGAGAGAUACUAAACUAUAUUUUGGUGGGGGUGGUGAUUAAACACCUCUUUGGGGUAUGCCUUUUAAAAAAUGCUUAUAGGAAAAAAAAAAUUUUUAAAGAAAGCUCAUGCUAGUCUAUACUGCAAUGUUAGGGGAAUGAACAUGUUUUCCUACUGCAUUGGGGACUUCUAGAUAGGUUAAUGAAAGGUCUUUUAUUAUGUUACUGGACACGAAAACUUUGUCUAAUUUCUUACUCUAUUGUACGUUUACAGUCGCAGCACUAAAAAUGGAUGACAUCAAACAUUUUUAACAAAAUGAUGUACAAACUAAAUAAGGACUAUUUAUUGAUAAUGUUUUGCUACUCUUGUCAGACAAUGGCUAUAAAAUGAAUUAGGCAGUCUUAAAAAAAAAAAAAAAGCAGAAAAAGAAAAAAAAAAAAAAAAGAAUGUUGCAAAUUUGUUCAAUGCCAAAAAGGACAGUUUAAUUUUGUACAGAUUAUGCUUACCUCAGGUUUCUUUAGUGUGCUUGAAUGCCCUUCUUCCCAUAUAACACGUAUCUUAUUACUUUGGCAAUGAGUACCUUUUCUUUAAGUUUUAAAAAACUGGAAUAAUUACAUCUAUCUUAUUUUUGCUGUUUAUAUUUAGGGGUUUUUGUUGAUAAAUCAAGUCUUGGUUGUGGCUUGCUGAAUUAAAUAUUUAUGAGUGGUGCAUUUUUAAGUAUAGUAAACAAGACACCAUAUUAAGUACAGUGAUAAAGCAUCUAUAUUCUGUAAAAAAAAAAAAAAAUCUGCCUAUGCAUGUUUUUUAAGAAAAAAAAAAAAAAUGGCUGUUUCGGCCUCUAUGGGACUGUAAUGCGCUUAGUGGUCUGACAUAUACUGGAAAUGUAUGUAUACUGGCGUCCUUUAUAUUCUCUGAAAUGCUUAAUGCCUUUGAAAUUUUGUAAUCAAAAAAAAGCUUUGAAAAAAUCUAAAGGGGAGAGUAUUCUUAAACGUUUUUAACAUAAGCUUGUCAGUACACACAUAGAUGGUUAGCAUGUUUAGCAAACCUUGUGAAAUUUAAAUAAGUUUGUAGUUACAUGUGAAACUCUAAAUGCAUGGUAACUGUUAAUGUCAUUAACGGUUUAGUUCUUUUGUUCCGUUCUGUCAUGUGCCACCAAAUACGUUCUUUUUUCACCUUUUUUCCCUUUGUAUAUCAGUUACGGGUUACAACUGGUUCAUUCUGAAAACAACAACAAAAAUCCAUUCAUAUUUUUUAACAAUUGUAUAAGUGCCCAAGUAAUUCACUACAGCCUAAAGCCUUGCCUUUGUAAUUUGACUUCUGAAAUGUUGGCAAUCAAAGCAUGCACUUGUAACAAUAACAAAGAAAACAAAAGCAUUUUAUAUUACUACUCAAUAAAAUGUGCAUGAACUUAAAAGAACGCUCAUCGUUUCCCUGAGUCUGCUAAAGGGAUUUCUGGGCACAACCACCAUGCCACCUUCCGGAUGCUGGGCCCACCACCACGCAUCACAGAUUUACUUUAACUGGCUUCUCUGAGGGCCUCGUGAUCCAAGGUGUGGCGCCUACUUUGGCUGUAAGAAUCCUGGUGGAUUUGUGUCUCAAAUCAGACAAGAGAAUCAUAUUCAAAGAGCAAAUGCCACCUUCCGGCUCCCUCGAAUGUGGGAGCCAGUUAAGACACCAGAGCAUUCCUUUGUAUUGAAAAAAAAUAUUGUAAUCAGGUUGUUUCAGUUGUAUUGGAUGCCCUAUCUGCUAAAUCAAAAGGAACUAAGCUGCUAAGUGCAUUUUCGUUCCAGAAGAGAGUUGCAUUUGUAUCGAUAACAAAAUUUGUAUACCGGCGCUUCAGCUAAUAUCUAAUCACCUGGAGAUUUCCCAUACACCAAAUUUCAGUUUGUUUCUGACAUCGUUCAUUUUCAGUGCACUUUGUUUUAUGUAAUAAAAUAUGCCUGUUAUAUUAAAUAAUAAGAAAAUGGCAAUUAGCGAUAUAGGGUACCAAAACAAACAUGUUCUAGAUAUAUUCUCUGACAAAGACUAUCCCACAUUUAUUUUGAUGAAUUCAAACAUUUUUUGUCCUGUGGAUAUUCUUCCAUCCUUAAAAAAAAAAAAAAGUGACACCCAAGGAAACUAUUUAGAUGCAACUUAUUACACUGAUAUGAAAGAAAUGGUAAUUCUGGUACCAAGGUGUUUAUUUUCUUUCUUACAACUGCAGAGAAAAUAUCCUGACAAAAAAAAUAAAUAAAUCUUUUUUUUUUUUGGAUUCCUUUCUUUUGCAAAUUGUGCUGAGGCAACUAUGACAUAGAAAUAAACAUUUGACAUUAAAA